UGCAAAGUGAGCCUCACACUGCACCGGCGCGUUGUCCAGACAGAGAAUGUCGGAGGAACCAGCUGGAGGACUUGGCACCCGUGAACUCCAGUCCCUGCGGCGGCUGUUGUCGAUCCGAGCAGCAAAGAGUGAACGUGGCUGCAUUCAAUGCGCUGCCUUCACCAGCAUCCACAUUCGCUGCGCACCAUUACCGGAGUCCCCAGUUCCAUCGUCUAUGUAGCAGUGGUUGUGCAGGGACAGGCACAGUCACGAGCGAGGCCAUGAAGCUGCUCUACUACUCGCUCGCCGUCUAUCUGUCCGCCACCCCAGCGCUAGCAGCUUCCAGCGCGGACAGCAAGAAGGGCGACAAGCCAUGCACCAUUACAUCGCCUACCACAGGCUCGUUCUUCGACCUCACGUCGCUGCAGAUACCCGAUCCCGCGACCUCGAAAGCGAAACAUCCGAAAGAGCAUAGCUGGAAUGCCACAGGAUACGAUGUUGGCUACAACUUCACUAUCAACUUCUGUGGUCCUGUGGUAGAAACGGUAGAGGAUGUGGAAGGUGUGGAUAAGGAGUUGUGGCGGAAUGUGAGCGCCUUCUACAGGCACGAUGAUAAGGUUUACAGUAUUGGACAACAGAACUCGGACUUGGUUAUGCGAGGGAGGAAGCUAGUUCUAAACUACACCGAUGGCAGCCCAUGCGAGCAGUCACAGGACAAAAGAGCGCGAAGCGAGCGACUAAGAGAGUCUGCGGACGAGGACGAUAAGAAAGACGACAAGAAAGAUGACGACGAGAAGGAGAAAGAGCCGGCGAAGAAGCCCAAGGGCAGAACGAAGAGCACGGUGAUCAGUAUGCUUUGUGACAGAGAUCCACUGGCGCCCCCUCUGCAAUUGAGCUUCGUGGGCACUCUCGACGAAUGCACAUAUUUCUUCGAGGGCCGAUCCGCUGCUGCAUGCGCAACAGCAAACACAAGCAAAGCAACGCUCAACCCGGCUGGAGUCUUUGGUGUGAUCGUCAUGAUCGCCAUCAUGGUCUACUUCGUGGGAGGUUGCGUUUACAAUCGUGCUGUGCUCCAGCAAAGGGGCUGGCAACAGGUCCCAAACUACAGUUUGUGGCUGGGGAUACUGAGAUUCUUCAGAGACAUCUUCAUCAUCCUGACCUCCUCCUGUACACGAUACACGCCGUCCAGACGAGGCUAUCACCGGGUCGGACAGAACGGUGGUAUGGGAGGAAAUGGGCGGGCAAGAGGCGACAGUGCAGACGCUGAGAAUCGGCUGAUCGACUCCCUUGAUGAAGAUUGGAAUGAUUGAUGGAUGCUGGAAAACGACACUUUCAUCAUUGUGCUACAAGCCUCCUGCGCAGUUCUUUAUUUUGCCCUCUACCUCUACACGUUUGCCUGGAUGCUGUUCUACUUCACAUGACCCUGCGGCGCAAUGGAUAGAGCUUGAAAGUAUCCGAUAGCAGAACUUUGACUUGAGCUUCCCACCAGCAUUCAGUAUCGUGGACGACUUUCAUCAGCGAU
Messenger RNA from Cercospora beticola, 1501 nucleotides. It is a transcript of the gene MRL1, whose product is annotated as Mrl1p. NCBI's taxonomy places the organism in Eukaryota, Fungi, Ascomycota, Dothideomycetes, Mycosphaerellales, Mycosphaerellaceae. The record is from RefSeq and is a predicted model, not a curated record.